Molecule: messenger RNA, 1680 nt
Organism: Fusarium keratoplasticum
Lineage: Eukaryota; Fungi; Ascomycota; Sordariomycetes; Hypocreales; Nectriaceae
Exons: 7
Coding region: 1-1680 (559 amino acids)
Biological process (GO): transmembrane transport
Cellular component (GO): fungal-type vacuole; plasma membrane
Molecular function (GO): dipeptide transmembrane transporter activity; tripeptide transmembrane transporter activity
Source: RefSeq, a predicted model, not a curated record
AUGAACCCCUCUUCAGAGAAAGAGAGCCCUGAGCAACUCACAUCGGAGCCUUCUGAGAAAACCCCUGGGCAAAACACUAAUGGGGUAAUCAAUUCUUCUGCCACCGAAGCUCAAGCUCUGGAUUCAUCGGCAGUCAGUUCUCCCGAGACUGAUCAAGAAGAGCCAUCUGAAGAAGACCUAGCCAAUCUAAGGCACAUCAGCGGCAAAAUUCCAGUCGAAGCAUGGAUCGUUGCUUGGUUCUCUGGGGCUGAAAGGUUUGCCUACUAUGCAUUGCAGGCGCCGCUCCAAAACUAUAUCCAAAACCCUGCCAGCGGGUUUGGACGUCCAGGUGCAUUAGGCAUGGGCCAAUCGGUUGCUACAGCUCUCAACUCCUUUCUGAGGUUGGUGAGCUUCACUACACCCGUCUUUGCUGGCGUGUUGGCGGAUGGGCAUUGGGGGCCCUACAAAACUCUCGUUGUCUCGUGUGGACUAUACUUCACCGGCAUUCUCUUGCUCCUCCUGACCUCAAUUCCCCCAGCUCUGGAUGCUGGCGCCGGUCUUGGGGGCUUAAUCGGAGCCUUUAUCCUGAUAGGUCUCGGCGUUGGAGGCGUCAAGUCUAGUGUUGCUCCAUUCACAGCUGACCAGGUGCGGGUCACUGGAAAGCAGAUCCAGACGCUUGACUCUGGAGAGCGUGUCAUCGUAGACCACGAAGUGACGGUGAGACGUGUGUACAGCAUCUUUUACUGGUGUGCCAAUGUCGGUGCACUUUCUGGUCUUGCGAGCGUCACCAUGGAAAAGUAUCUCGGUUUCUGGACCUCAUUCUUGAUGUCUCUAGUUGCGCUCGCUUCUGGAACCGUGGUGCUUAUUCUUGGGCGCAACAGAUUUUACCGUCGAAAGCCCGAGGCAAGCUUUCGAGCCAAACUUCUGAGUGCACUUGGAUGCGCCAUCAGAGGAGGUUUCAGCUUGGAUUCUGCCAUGCCCGCUGUACAACUGGAGAAGCAUGGCCGAACCGUCCCUUGGGAUGACCAGUAUGUCGAGGAUCUUCGACAGGCCUUGCAGGCAUGCAGAGUAUGGGCCAUAUAUCCCAUUGUUUGGCUAUGUUAUGAGCAAAAUCAGACCAACCUGGUUUCUCAAUCCGGCCAAAUGGUCACCCACGGGAUUCCAAACGAUGCUGUAUCGAGUCUGAACCCCAUCUUUGUGCUCAUGGCUGUUCCGCUAUUCGAACACUGCGUGUAUCCGUACAUGCACAAGCUGAAGUUAAACCCAAGACCAACUGUCAGGAUGACGCUCGGGUUCAUCAUGAUUGCUUUCUCCAUGGCGAUAGCCGCUGGGGUGCAACAGGCUGUCUACAACGCUGGCCCUUGUUAUAACAUGCCUCUGGAAUGCGCAGCGUCAAACGACGGCCACAUUCCAAACCAAGUCAGCUUCACUUUGCAGAUACCUGUUCAUGCUGUCAGCGCUGUGGGCGAGGUAUUGUGGUCCGUCUCUGGAUCUGAGUAUGCAUACAACAAGGCUGCCUCACAUAUGAAGUCGACGCUUCAGGCGGUAACUAUGUUGACGCUGGCUUUGAACUCUGUCCUGGGACUUGCAGUCUCUCCUGCGGCACACAACCCAAACCUUGUCAUCUUGUUUUCCUCGUUUGCCGGUGCCAUGACGGUUGCUUCAGGGGUAUUUGGUUGGUUCUUUUGGACGAGUGACUAA